Molecule: messenger RNA, 634 nt
Organism: Pungitius pungitius (ninespine stickleback)
Lineage: Eukaryota; Metazoa; Chordata; Actinopteri; Perciformes; Gasterosteidae
Gene: pomp
Product: proteasome maturation protein
Exons: 6
Coding region: 21-521 (166 amino acids)
Biological process (GO): proteasome assembly
Cellular component (GO): cytoplasm; nucleus
Source: RefSeq, a predicted model, not a curated record
GCGACGUAGAUUUGUACCGGAUGUUGCGCAUAGAAAAUGCGACUCAACCGGAUGUACGAGUGUUUCGAAAAGAAAGUGGAAGGGACGGAAUCACAAUGGACACCCGAGGACUUCGCUCUCAGCUGAAAGACAGUGUCCCCGUGGCAGGCUUAUGUCCGCAGGGGGCUUACGGGAUACAGGACUCUAUGCGCAGCGGCUUCUCCAGUGUAAAGAAUGAGCUUCUUCCAAGCCACCCACUGGAGCUGUCAGAGAAAAAUUUCCAGCCAAACAAGGACAAGAUGAAUUUCUCUACGCUCAGAAACAUCCAGGGCCUUCACGCUCCGCUCAAACUGCAGAUGGAGUACAGGGCAGCUAGACAGAUCCAGCGUCUGCCGUUCUUACAGAGUUCAAACCUAACCCUGGACACGCUGCGAGGCAACGAUGAGUCCAUUGGCUUUGAGGACAUUCUCUGCGAUCCAGCCCAGAGCGAAAUGAUGGGUGAGCCACACCUGAUGGUGGAAUACAAUCUGGGACUGUUGUGAAGGAAGAUGGGCACAUAAUACACAGCUACACAUGUAGAUUUGGGUUUAUUAUUUGUCUGAUGAUUCUAAUCCAGUUGGUAUUUCUAAUAAACUUCUUCACCUUCCUCUAGAAA